This is a messenger RNA of Notodromas monacha, 2882 nucleotides long. NCBI's taxonomy places the organism in Eukaryota, Metazoa, Arthropoda, Ostracoda, Podocopida, Cyprididae. The record is from the annotation of a GenBank genome assembly.
AUUUUGAACCAUGAUAACGUUGCGGCUCAGCAACCGUCAUAUACGUCAUCGUUGCCCUCCGUGGGGAUGCAACGCUGUGACGCAUCGUUUAGUCUUGGAGGUGUAUCUGCAGUGAAUCGACCGACCACCGAAAUGGAGGCAUCAAGAUUGGUAUCGCUGAGCGUGCAGUAUUUGAUCAUGCUCGUGAAGAAUAUCCUGAAUGGACGAAUGUCUUCUGAUUUUGUUGUCAUCAGGAAAACGGAACCAUCGAACGUAAUGGAAUACAGCUAUUCGUGCGUGGUGAGCGCACUGAAAUUAAUACUGGAAAAUUUGCAAUUGAAACGAAUUUUGGUAAUCGAAAUCGACUCCACGCAUCGUACGGACAUCCAGAAGGAGUUCUAUCACGACAGAAGGGUCUUGUGUUGCUCCGUUUUCCACGCUUCGACGUCUCUAUGGACUCCCAACGAAGUUGGCGCAGGUAUUGGAGAAGGGUUCAACGUGAACGUGCCUGUCAGAGUCAACAAAUGCAUGGAUGGAGAUUUUCUGGCGAUUCUUCAACGGAUUAUAUUACCUGUCAGUUACGAGUUCAACCCCGAAUUGGUGUUUUUUCUCGUGAAUGCAGAUUCUUUCAACGCUCCUGGAAAACACGCUUUCGACCUCACUAAGGCCUUUUACGAUCAUAUGCGGCACGCUGUUUUUGGUCUUGCUGGCGGAAAAAUUUGUUCUGGGUUUUUGAGUGACGUGUUGGGACCAAGUUGGGUUCGGUUCUUGGCAAACGGAUUAGCUUGUCCGAAUAUUUCUCAUUUCAAUUCGCGGCGAGUCUCACCAGGGAUAAAAGCCACGAUUCGGAGAUGCUGGUCUGUUUUGAGUCGCCAUUGGAAAUCACUUGCUUGGCUGGGUGACGUAGGGUUGGAUCCUCCAGGUGCGGAAGAAAUCUUGCAAGUCGUCAAGGAAGAACGAAAGGAGGAACAUUUUGUCUCCUUCGAUACGAAAUCGGUUGCAUUGGUGUACGACGAAAAAAUGAUGCUUCACAAGAUGCCAAGAAGUCAUCCGGAGAAACCCGAGAGAAUAAAAGCCAUUUGGGCGCAUCUGCUCGAAAGGAGACUGCUGGAGCGUUGCCUUAUUUUAAAAGCGAGGGAAGCUGAUGAUAGCGAGUUGAGUUUAUGUCACCUUCCGAAGUACGUUGAGCACAUGGAUGCUUUGACGGAAAAACUCAAGGCCCCUAUUGUGACGCUCGAAAUGAACGAAAACUCAAUCUAUGCGAGCAAGAGUACAAACCAAUGUGCAAAACUUGCAGCCGGGUCUUGCAUUGAGCUUGUGAAAGCUGUUCUUGAGGGUAAAGCCUUGUCGGGAUUCGCAAUCGUUCGGCCACCUGGACACCACGCGGAGCGAGAUUUUUUCUUCGGAUUCUGCUUUUUCAACAAUAAACGUAUUCUGAUCAUUGACUGGGAUGUUCAUCACGGCAACGGAACUCAGAAUAUGUUCGAAUCUGACCCGCGGGUCCUCCUGGUGAGCUUACACCGCUUCGGAUCGGACGUUUUUCCCGCGGGGCCAGAUGGGGAUUUUCACAAAACUGGCAUUGGCGGUGGAGUAGGUUACAACAUCAAUAUCCCUUGGCACACUGAUGAAUAUCCAAAGCCAUUUGGAGCUCCUGAAUAUAUUGCGGCAUUUCUGCACAUCAUCCUGCCAAUCGCGUACGAAUUCGACCCAGAGUUGGUUCUCAUUUCUGCUGGAUUUGAUUCACUGAGAAAUGAUCCAUUAGAUAACCGUGUCCAGUUGGACCCAGAAUCAUUCGCUCACAUGACGCAUCUGCUGUCGUCUCUCGCACAAGGCCGAGUCGUCAUGGCCCUGGAAGGAGGCUAUCACUUGCCGGAUCUUUCGAAAAGUGUCGGACAGUGUGUAUCGACAAUGCUUGGUGAUCCAUUGCCGUUGCCGGAUCCGGGGGUGAACGCAGACUGGUCUGUGAAUCGUCGAGCGUCCAACGUUUUCUUCAAACUGGGUCGGAAGCUCAAAGACCAAUGGUCAAACGUCGACGUUCAUGUACGGAUGAACAAAGACGUCUCUGAUUUCGUUCCUGUUACCUUAUGACCUUCCAUUUAGCGGAAUUAUCUUUUUUUUUUGGUUGUGGGGAGGAGAAAUUCAGAAAACGACCUAUUUAGGAACGGGAUUCUUCCACCUAUUUUCAAAAAUGAACUGUGAAUUAUUUCAUAGGCCCGCGAAAUUUUUGGCUUUUCAGUAUGCUGAGAGAAAAUAGGGGAUAUUCUAUGAGUUUCCGAGAGAAAUAUCCGUUUUCGUUUUAACCGAUUACAUUUUUUAGAUUGACUGACGGGACUCCUGGUGUGCGCCCGUUCCUGAACCCAGCCUUUCACCAUGUUCUGAAGAGUUUUUAAUUGACAUGUACGCAUUUUUCCGCCCUGUGCAAGACAAAUUUCAUUUCGAAAAAUAUUUCAUCUGAUUGAUACGGCAAUUUAAACCUAAUCCAUUUUGAAAUUGAGUAUUUUAUGAGGAGGAAUUUCGUGCAAGGCUGGAACUGCUCGUGAUGGGUUCUCGGAACAAAGGUUUACCAAACGAUCUCGUGAAAAAAAUGUGAUUUUUAUCAAGGCAUUUAUGGAUUUCAUUUUGUCUAGAAGAGACGUCAAAAGUUUAAAAUUUGAUGCACUGGCGAAUUUUGUUUUUGUUAAUUGUAGCAAAUUCUGAGAAUUUCAUGUGAUUGUUCGGCGUUGCAAUUGUUGGUUGGGCAAUUAAUCAGUCCAGUCUUGCCCAAGACGUGUUGACUCAAUUCGUUGCCAAUUAUGAGGAUUGUUUCGGGAAAUUAUGUGUUUCAUGCGGAAUGCGGGUGAUGCUCCUUGGUGAUUUGGUGAACUUCUGUCGUAGCAGUCGAACAUAGAAAAUUAUCGCUUGAA